UGGGCCUAAACACGUCUCGCCUCGCCUCAACACCUCACCCAGAUUAACACUGGUGUGCCCUCAGUCGACAUGCUCUCGUGCUGCUUUAAGAUUUUAUUAGACGAGGUCUGAUAUGUGUUGACCUCACAGGGUAAUUUCAACUGUAGAAUCAUGGGAAGGUGGCGACAGAAGUAAACCAAAAAGACGGGCCAUGAGGAGGUUUUUCCGGGCGCAGAGGGAUGAAGACUUUGGUCGGAUCCAUUACCUGACAGCCAAGUGUACGCAUUUGGCUCGAGACAAAGCUGUGUUAGACAGGGAGGUCCUGUUGUCCAGGGAAAGGGAAAAGAAGCUGCAAGGAGACUUUCAAGCUGUGGCUGCUCAACUUUUCAACCUGGAGAAGACCAAUGUGGAGCUGAGGAGGACACAGGACCGGCUUCUUAGCACCAUCCACCAGCAGCAGGAGUUGGUGGAGUUGCUCCAGCAGCGUGUGAUCAUCCUGGCAGGGGAGAGCGAGCGCGACACACAGCUGCUGCGUCAAAUGUGCUCGGAGCUGCUGUGCCUGCAAAGCUCCGAGAUGUGGUUGGAGGGCCUGGUGGAAGAGCUGCAGGCCGAAGCCCAGAUGCAACGCAGCAGGGAGGCCGACAGCCUUCGGGCGGAGCUGCACACCGAGGCCCACUGUGGUGACGCAGUAAAGGAGGGCCUUCGUGCGGAGCUGCAAAUUAAGACGGAGGAGUUGGAGAAGCUUCGUGAUGCCAACAAGAUGCUGACGGAGGAGUUGAUGGAUUUGCGUUUUGUUCAUGAGGAACAGGUGAGAGCUUUGCGAGGGGAGAAUGACAGUGGUUCGAGGAAGCUCCAGGAAACACUGCAGCAGUUUGAAAGGCUGUGUCAGCAACAGCGCUACUGGAUGGUGUGCGUCAAAAGCUUUAAAAACAGCUUUUUGGAGGAGAGAGAAGGUCUGCUUCAGAAGGUUCGCACUUUGGAAAGUUCGGCGAAACAGUUCAAGACGUCAUGCGAUCAUGUUUCCCAGCAAACGCAACGCUGCCACCUACAGUAUGACAGCUGCUGUAACAGAUGCGAUCUGUCGUCAUGGGACACUGAUUAGGAGAUGAAGAUCAACAAUGAGGAGUGUCCACAACAGGCGGGGAGUACUAUCCAUCAGAUACCAAAAACCUCCUUGAAGAUUAAAAAGUCUGCAGCCGGGAUGUGCAAACCACAGUGUGGAAUACAGUGGAAGCGAAAGGUGAACAAAAGUGCUGGUUUGGAGUUUACUCACAGUUUUGUGGUAAAAAGCAUCCUCAAAAUUCAAAUAAAAUGAUCAUAUUAUGGCAUUAGCAAAUCAACAA
Messenger RNA from Syngnathus typhle (broad-nosed pipefish), 1322 nucleotides. RefSeq lists its product as uncharacterized. The transcript is spliced from 8 exons. The record is from RefSeq and is a predicted model, not a curated record. NCBI's taxonomy places the organism in Eukaryota, Metazoa, Chordata, Actinopteri, Syngnathiformes, Syngnathidae. Bases 191 to 1081 code for a protein of 296 amino acids.